AUGGCUACCGAACGGGCAAUCGUGCGUGGCAUUUACGAUGCCUUCUGCCAUGAAUGGUUGGUGGUGAACAGGGACCAGAGAGAUUGGAUGCAGCUUCUCGACUCUGUUCAGUUUGCUGGCCCGGCUGAGAGGGAUGCUAUGCAUGACUCCUUCCACAACCACACUGCGGUGGCUCUGCAAUUGCCCGCUUUGGGGCAAGCCGGUGCUACCGCCGCACUUCGUUUGAUGUUCCCGACCUAUGUGGAGGCUGCAGGGAUUUCGAACAAAAAAAGUGGGAGCAAGCUGAUGCAGAGUGCGAUCGACUUUGCAUACUUGUCCGAUGACGUCGUGGCCCAGCGGUUACGUGCAGGUGGUUCGCUGCAAACACUGUGUCGCUGCUGGUGCCUGCUCAGGGACUUGUCCUUCUUCCUUCAGCUGAAACCAGCUGACGAUGAUUGGCAGAGUCUCUGGCAGGCAGUCCGUACUUUCCAGGGCCGGUACUAA
Molecule: messenger RNA, 483 nt
Organism: Symbiodinium sp. CCMP2456
Lineage: Eukaryota; Dinophyceae; Suessiales; Symbiodiniaceae
Source: the annotation of a GenBank genome assembly